Messenger RNA from Fukomys damarensis (Damara mole-rat), 1934 nucleotides. It is a transcript of the gene Sfxn3, whose product is annotated as sideroflexin 3. Gene Ontology annotation, cellular component: mitochondrial inner membrane. Gene Ontology annotation, molecular function: monoatomic ion transmembrane transporter activity. The transcript has 11 exons. NCBI's taxonomy places the organism in Eukaryota, Metazoa, Chordata, Mammalia, Rodentia, Bathyergidae. Gene Ontology annotation, biological process: serine import into mitochondrion; monoatomic ion transport. The record is from RefSeq and is a predicted model, not a curated record. Bases 389 to 1363 code for a protein of 324 amino acids.
GUGUGUGUGUGUGUGUGUGUGUGUGUGUUAGUAAGUAUAGGUCUUUGUGGCUGGCGUGUACAGGGUGUGGCAUGUUUGGAGGGCUGUGUCAGGCUUUGUGCGUGGAUGUGAAUGUUUUUCUGCUUGUGAGGGAGGAAGUGAGGUGGAGGGGAUUAGUCAUUCUGCAGGAUUUUGCGUAGCAUGGCCAGAUGGCUGCUCCGGGCUUUCCUCUGUGUUCUGGGUGGAGGACGCGAACACUGAACCCUGCUCGUUUUGGAGGUAGGUGGGCAUCUCUGCCAGCCCACACGGCCAGGGGACAGGGAGAGACUUGGAUCCUCGGUGAGGUUGCUGGAGGGGUCUGGAAAAGGGCCGUGUGUAUGCCUGAUGCACACUGGACUGACUUCUGCUCAUGGAGAAAAUGGGUAAAUUGCCCUUAGAUAUCAACAUUCAGGAGCCUCGCUGGGACCAGAGCACUUUCCUGGGCAGAGCCCAGCACUUCUUCACUGUUACUGAUCCCCGAAACCUGCUGCUGUCUGGGGCGCAGCUAGAAGCUUCCCGGAACAUUGUGCAGAACUACAGGGCUGGCGUGGUGACCCCGGGACUCACUGAGGACCAGCUGUGGCGGGCCAAGUAUGUGUAUGACUCUGCCUUCCAUCCGGACACGGGAGAGAAGGUGGUCCUCAUUGGCCGUAUGUCCGCCCAGGUGCCCAUGAACAUGACCAUCACGGGCUGCAUGCUCACCUUCUACAGGAAGACCCCAACUGUGGUGUUCUGGCAGUGGGUGAAUCAGUCCUUCAAUGCCGUCGUUAACUAUUCCAACCGCAGCGGCGACGCCCCCAUCUCCACGCGGCAGCUGGGCACUGCCUAUGUGAGUGCUACCACAGGGGCUGUAGCCACAGCUCUGGGACUCAAGUCCCUCACCAAGCACCUGCCCUCCUUGGUGGGCAGAUUUGUGCCCUUCGCAGCGGUGGCUGCUGCCAACUGUAUCAACAUCCCCCUGAUGAGGCAGAGGGAGCUGCAGGUGGGUAUCCCAGUGACUGACGAGGUGGGGCAGAGGCUGGGCCCCUCGGUCACCGCUGCCCAGCAGGGCAUCUUCCAGGUGGUGAUAUCAAGGAUCGGGAUGGCAAUCCCUGCCAUGGCCAUCCCCCCAGUGAUCAUGGACACUUUGGAGAAGAAAGACUUCCUGAAGCGCCGUCCUUGGCUUGGGGCACCCUUGCAGGUGGGGCUGGUGGGCUUCUGCCUGGUGUUUGCCACCCCUCUGUGCUGUGCCCUGUUCCCCCAGAGGAGCUCCAUACACGUGAGCAGGCUGGAGCCAGAGCUGAGAGCCCAGAUCCAUGAGCAAAACCCCAGCAUCGAGGUGGUUUACUACAACAAGGGGCUUUGAGGAGGGCCAAUGCCUCCCUCACCUCCCUGGGCGGCUGCUUUAGGCUCACCUUGCUGUCUCUGCCGUUUGCCCAUCUGUCUGGUACUUGGUAGAUCAGUCGCCAGGAUGAGGCACACUUACACGCCUUUCUCUCUCUUAUCUGGUUUCAAAGAGCAGAGUAGUCCCUCCUGUGCUACCUACCUACAUACAUGAUACAUGUAUGUGUUUUUAUAAUUGGUCCUGGAAGCUAAGAGCAGACCUGCCAUCCUGGGAUGGUCCUGAUGUCUGGCUUCCCUCCUCAGUCUCCUUCCCGGCUACCAGCAAGCCAGGGUAUAGGUGAGACAUCCGUCCCUACACCAUUCCACUGGCCAAGUCGCUUCCAAUAGCUCUGUGCCCCUCUGGACACAGGAAAAACCCUAGGAAAGAAGUAGACCAACCUGGGCUGAAUCAUUCGGGUUUCUGAUAACCUAGCUUCCAAAAGUGGCUCAUGACCUGGGCUGGCAGAGGAAGCCUUGUAGGGACCAAGGAGGCAGGGGGGCCUGUGCGCCCCCUGGUGGCACUCCCACUCCCUGGAGUGGCUCCAUUUUCUGUA